Molecule: messenger RNA, 1746 nt
Organism: Tripterygium wilfordii
Lineage: Eukaryota; Viridiplantae; Streptophyta; Magnoliopsida; Celastrales; Celastraceae
Product: N-alpha-acetyltransferase 40-like
Exons: 4
Coding region: 642-1043 (133 amino acids)
Cellular component (GO): nucleus
Molecular function (GO): histone H2A acetyltransferase activity; protein N-terminal-serine acetyltransferase activity; histone H4 acetyltransferase activity
Source: RefSeq, a predicted model, not a curated record
ACACUCACAACCAGACAAUAAUAAAUUUGAAGGAAGCUCCCAUGCAUAAAGGGAUUUGCAGUACUUUGAAAUAUCUGGAGUAUAAGAACCCUUACCAGCGGGUAGCAGAAGAGCUUGAACUCAACACUCCAGAAUGAUCCAAUCCAAUGCAUUGCAAAACCCUGAUUUAAUUGCCCAUUAAAAGCCCUGAUCACCAGCGUUCGGGUGUAAUAAUUAAUCUAAUUAAUAAAACAAAAUAAAAAACCAACGGUAUUAGAGGAGAUUUAAACCUGGUCAUGAGGAUUAUACACAUAAUUUUUGCUAUCCUAACUAGUGAUUCGGGUGUAACAACUAAUUUAAUUAAUAAAACAAAAGGAUUGCAAUCCUGAGAUGAUACAGAUACUCGCAAGUCGCAAACUGUAGACUGAAACAUGUUUUGGGUUGAAAAUUUUGAAUUGUUUGAAUUGCUAUAGAUACUGGAGAAGAAGAAGAAAGCAAAGGAUGAACCGAUAAAAGCAGCUUCUGCUGAUGGCAACCCUCUCGCUAUUACGAUCGAAAUGUGGUUUUUUUCCCCUUCAAUUUCUCUUCAGGAAACAGUAAUGUCUGAUGCUUUGAGUUUGGGUAAAUCUGAAUUUCCCCCUUUGCCUUUAUUUUGAUUGUCAAUGAAUGACAAUGUUAGUUCGCCUCGCCUCGCCUACGGCCUGUCUGUGUGCUUGGAAUCUGGGUCUGAGGACAAACUCUCCUCUCCUGUUAAGCAAUACAUUCAAAAUCUCCUUAAGUAUGGUUCUGAGUGGCCUGCAGAAGAAAAGGUGCAGCGUAGGGACAUGGUUGGGAGACUUAUGGACUGUGCCGGAUUUAGGCGACCCUUUGUUGGAUUUGUACACUACCGGGUUACUCUAGAGGAAGACGAUCCUGUUCUUUAUGUGUAUGAAAUACAGCUCGAGUCUCGCGUCCAAGGGAAAGGAUCGGGGGAAUUCUUAAUGCAGUUGAUUGAGCUAAUUGCUUGCAAGGCAAACACAGUCAAUCCUCUUGAAUUUCUGACUCCGCUGAGCUUCAGACAUUGAAUACAGACAUUGAAUACAUGAUAAGUUUGGCGAAAAAUCAGCGCGUGGUCAAAAGGACAUUGCUUCUAGCAGGAAUCGAAUCAAAACCUUCCGAACGUUGAAUACCAGAGUUGCAAUAAUUGAUCAAAGGUAAACAUUAGAUUAGACCAAGUUAAUUUAUCUGUUGCUCUCUCUGCAUUAUUAUAUAGGCCCUAAUUGUUGAUUUAGUUGUUAGGGGGGGGAGACUUAGCAUUCAGUAUAAAACAGUGCAACAGAAAAUUCAAAUUAGGUUUCCCAACAUUUUGGGGAAUUAUAUUUUAUAUGUUUGGGAAGAAACAUAGUGCUUGGCUCCCCCCCAAAUUGUCAUUUUCUGUCUCUCUAAUAGUUUAAUGUCUUGCAAAUCUGGUUCCAUCCUGCAUGUGGGUUGGGUUUCUUUGCCUCUUCCCCGUCCCGUCCCAAAGUUGGAUCAAGGAAAACCCGUGCUGGUCAAGCAAGUUUCGUCAUGUCGGGACGGAUCGGAUACGAAUUGUCAUCCUUAAUUUUGACCAUAUUAUUUUCAUUUUCUUGCCUUUUUGUCAAGAAUUUCCGACUACUCUUCUAGUUUUUUUUUUUCUUAUUUGGUUUUUGGAACACUAACAUUAAAAUAAUCAGAUAAAAUGACAUUACUAUGUAGGGUAAGGUUUGCGUGCAUGUUCUCGAACUUUGCCGACUAUGGAAGUCUUAC